AAAAAUGAUGCAACCAACUCAGUCCGAUAGCUCAAAGUCGCGCAAAUUACGCAAUGCCAAUGCCCACGGCACCGCUCGCCGUAAGCCGCCGCCGCCCGAACCUCUCCCUCCUCGCCGACCGCUGCGCCACCACGCGCGCGCUGGCCCGCGUCCACGCGGCCAUGCUCGUCUCCGGCCGCCUCGCCGAGGACACCUUCGCCGCGUCCCGCCUCCUGGCCGCCUACGCCGCGCUCUCCCCGGACCCCGCCGCCGCCGCGCUCGCGCUCCUCUCCUCCCUCCCCAUCGCGCCCAACUCGUUCAUGCUCAACACCACCCUCCGCGCGCUCGCCUCCUCCCCGGACCCCGCCGCCGCCUUCCCGUUCUUCUCCCGCCUCCGCGCCACCGGCGCACUCGCCGCGCCCGGCCGGCACACGUUCCCCUUCCUCCUCAAGGCCGCCGCGCACCUCCCGCUCCCGCUCCCCGUCGCCGCGCAACUCCACGCGCUCGCCGUCCGGCACGGCGUCCACCUCGACACCUACGUCGCCAACGGCCUCGUCCGGGCCUACUCCGUGGCCGGCCGCCUCCGAGCCGCGCGCAGGGUGUUCGACGAGGUGCCCGAGCGGAACGCGAACCUGUACACCACGCUCGUCUCCGCGUGCACGCAGAACGGGCGGCACGAGGACGCCAUGGCGGGGUUCGACGAGAUGGUCCGCGAGGGGUUCGAGCCCGGCGGCGCCGCGCUGUCGUCCGUGCUGUCCGCGUGCGCGCGGUCCGCGUCGGGCGGGCUCGAGAUGGGCCGCCGUGUGCACGACCUCAUCGCGGCGCGGCGCGGCGGCGCAGAAGGGGCCAUCCUCGGCACGGCGCUCGUCGACAUGUACGCCAAGAACGGUGCGAUCCGGGAGGCGGUAGAGGUGUUCGACGGGAUGCCGGAGCGCGUGCCGGCGACGUGGAACGCCCUGAUCUCGGGGCUGGCGCACCACGGCCACGGCGAGCGCGCGCUGGGCGUAUUCCGGCGGAUGCGGCGGGAGGGCGUGCUGCCGAACGCGACCACGCUCGUCGGGGCCCUCUCCGCGUGCUGCCACGCCGGGCUGCUGGAUGAGGCCCGCCGGCUGUUCAGGUCCAUGGAGGAGGAGUUCGGGAUCGCUCCAGGCAUCCAGCACUGCGGGUGCAUGGUCGACCUGCUCGGCCGGGCGGGGCUCCUGUCGGAAGCCGAGGAGAUGAUACGGAGAAUGAAAUGCAAGGCGGACACCGUGAUCUGGGGGGCACUUCUGACGGCCUGCAAGAACCAUGGUGACAUCGAGAUCGCUGAACGGGUGGUGAUGGAGAUGUUGAAACUCGAUCCUAGCAACCAUGGUGUUUAUGUUGUGCUGUCAAACUUGUAUGCGGAAGCUGGGAGGUGGCAGGACGUGGACAAGCUGAGGAAGGUGAUGAAGGGGGCACGGCUGUCAAAGAUCCCUGGGGCUAGCACAGUUGGUGGCUCGCCGGAGCAACCAGAGCCAUCACCACCACUAGAGAAGGUGCUGGUCUAGUUGCACUGGCUGGUGGCUUUGUGUCCAUGAAGUGAACUACAGAUCUGCUGCAAGUUUGUGACGCUCCUCAGCUACGAGAGUGGAAUAGAUGGACCAAAUGCACCU
Messenger RNA from Setaria italica (foxtail millet), 1613 nucleotides. Its product is annotated as pentatricopeptide repeat-containing protein At5g56310. The record is from RefSeq and is a predicted model, not a curated record. Lineage: Eukaryota; Viridiplantae; Streptophyta; Magnoliopsida; Poales; Poaceae. The transcript has a single exon. Gene Ontology annotation, molecular function: RNA binding; protein binding. Bases 54 to 1508 code for a protein of 484 amino acids. Gene Ontology annotation, biological process: RNA modification.